Messenger RNA from Amorphotheca resinae ATCC 22711, 970 nucleotides. RefSeq lists its product as hypothetical. The coding region runs from base 23 to 814 and encodes 263 amino acids. The record is from RefSeq and is a predicted model, not a curated record. The transcript has a single exon. Lineage: Eukaryota; Fungi; Ascomycota; Leotiomycetes; Helotiales; Amorphothecaceae.
CUUUGGCUGCUAUCCGGAAAGGAUGUACUCUGGCGGCGAUCUCAAUCAUCGCCAUACGUUCAAUGCCCCACGCCAUGGGCUCGGGUUGUGUGGAAGAAACGCGCGAGGCGGACGGGACGGAGGCUUCGGUGAUGGUGCUUGUGGACAUAUGAAUCGAAGAAUGCCGUUCAGUAACCAACAUAACCACUCCGGUGGCAGGAAUGGGGAGCAGUUUGGCUGGGGAAGAGAGGGACGCGUUCGACUUGAUCAUCCGACUCUGCUUCGUGAUCGGCCUAGCUCGACGGGUGGUCUCUUUGGAGGGCUAGGUGGCCUCCAUCUCGGUGGCGGCGGCGGCGGAGGGGGUGGAGGGGGUGGAGGAGGUAUCCCCAGGGGCGCCUACUAUGAAAAUCCCAUUGAGCGAAGACCGUCUUCCCUUGGUCGCAGAUCAGGCUUGAUGGACGAUCCAGCAUUAGAUCACCACCAUAGCCCCUCUUUACGAUAUGGACCGGAAGUGCAUCGCGGGGUUAGUAGUCUUGGGGAUAGAGGAACGCAGCUCCUACCAGGCGCCCUUGGCAUUCCAGAUUACGAACCAGGAGCCUCAGGUUCCCUCAGCUCUGGUAGCGAAUACAGUCUCCGUCGCUUGGAUCGUCUCUCAAGGCCUUACCACUAUCAGCCACCGUAUGUUGAGGAUUACGAGAGCGAGCUUGAUGAGGAAUUAUGGAGGCAACAAGAGGAGCUGGAGGGACGGAACGGCAUACUUCCAAGGGAUUUAUACGAGGCGUACGGUUUGGGAGAGGGCCUCAUUGAUCAGAGACGAAGGAGGGGCUUACUUUAGGGUCCCGGACCUUGGCAUGUAGUGGUUUUUGAACGUUUGCUGCACUAUGAGGCAUGGCUUCUGCAUAAUGGGGAUUGUCCGGCACGCAUAGAUCGUCUAGAGACUUUCUGUCUACCCUUCGUUUCGUACAUCAAAGGUUAAUACACUGGCGCCGUU